CAAUAGAAGUAUCUAGAAAUUUGCAAUAUCACCCUUCAAAUUUCGAAACCUUCAGUAUAUAAUCAAAACCUAGCAAUUUCAAAACGGCACACACAAACAUCUACUCUCUCAAUUUUCCCCUCUAGCAACAUCAUGAGCCGACAUCCUACUAUCAAGUGGGCCCAGAGAUCUGACAAGGUGUUUAUCACAGUUGAGUUACCUGAUGCCAAGAAUGUAAAACAGAAACUAGAACCAGAAGGAAAAUUCUCUUUUUCUGCAACUGCUGGAGCUGAUAAUGUUCCAUAUGAAGUCGUUCUUGAUCUCUUUGAUAAAAUAGAUGUCGAUGAGAGCAAAUCUAGUAUUACAUCUAGAAAUAUCUGCUAUCUUGUAAAGAAGGCAGAAGACAACUGGUGGAGCAGACUGAUUAAGCAAGAAGGUAAAUCGCCAACGUUUUUGAAAGCUGACUGGGACAAAUGGGUUGAUGAAGAUGAACAGGACAGUGAACCUGGAGCAGAUAUGGAUAUGGGUGACAUUGACUUUUCGCAACUCAACAUGGGUGGUGGUCUAGGGGAUUUUGAUGCUGAUGAGCCUGAAGAAGAUGAAAGUGACACUGAAGAGGAAAUUGAGGAAGGAAAGCAUGAACAUAGUGAAUCUCAAGCAGCAACUCCAGCAAGCACUGAAGUUGAGAUAAAAGCUUAGAAGCUCCCUUUUCUUUUUUAAGUUUUUGUUGAACUUCUAAUUAUUAGUAUAAGAUAUGUAGUUUGAACUAAUGUGUCUUGACUAUUGGUGAUGGAGCUUAUGUUCUGGCUUUGUUAUUCAGUGUCUAUGCAUUUGGGAUUAUUUGGGAAUUUAACUUGAGAUAAAGUAGAGCAAUGGUAUCAUUCUUGGUU
Solanum stenotomum is the source of this 869-nucleotide messenger RNA. RefSeq names its product co-chaperone protein p23-1-like. The coding region runs from base 133 to 678 and encodes 181 amino acids. Gene Ontology annotation, cellular component: cytosol; nucleus. Gene Ontology annotation, molecular function: protein-folding chaperone binding; Hsp90 protein binding. The transcript is spliced from 6 exons. Gene Ontology annotation, biological process: chaperone-mediated protein complex assembly; protein folding. The record is from RefSeq and is a predicted model, not a curated record. Lineage: Eukaryota; Viridiplantae; Streptophyta; Magnoliopsida; Solanales; Solanaceae.